Molecule: messenger RNA, 2595 nt
Organism: Medicago truncatula (barrel medic)
Lineage: Eukaryota; Viridiplantae; Streptophyta; Magnoliopsida; Fabales; Fabaceae
Product: ent-kaurene synthase, chloroplastic
Exons: 14
Coding region: 38-2440 (800 amino acids)
Biological process (GO): gibberellin biosynthetic process
Cellular component (GO): chloroplast
Molecular function (GO): terpene synthase activity; magnesium ion binding
Source: RefSeq, a predicted model, not a curated record
AUUCCCUACUGUCUAACUCAGUUUACAACACAGCAUCAUGUCUCUUCCACACUUCAGCACUCAUCUUCCUUGCUUUUCUUCAACUUCAGAUUCUUCUAUGAUUGCAUCAGCUCUAAAGAAGAAGAAUAACAGCACUACAGCUUUGUGUUUUGAAGACACUAAAGAAAGAAUCAAGAACAUUUUCAAGAAGGUUGAACUUUCAAUUUCCUCAUAUGAUACAGCAUGGGUGGCCAUGAUUCCUUCUUCCACGUCGCCUCACGCCCCAUUUUUCCCUCAGUGCUUGAAUUGGUUACUAGAUAAUCAACUUGUGGAUGGCUCCUGGGGUCUUCCCGAUCGCCAUCCACUGUUGAUGAAUGAUUCUCUCUUGUCCACCUUAGCAUGUAUCCUUGCAUUAAAGCAAUGGAAUAUUGCGGAAGAUAAGAUAAACAAGGGACUUGAAUUCAUUGAGUCAAAUUUUACUUCAAUCAUUGAUGACCAGCAACAGCAUCCCAUAGGAUUUGAUAUACUUUUUCCUUCAUUGAUUGAAUAUGCACACAGUUUGGGCAUUAACAUUGCAAUUAGAUCUACAACCUUGGAAGCAAUAAUCCAGAAGAGGGACAGAGAACUCAAAAGAGGCUUUGAAUGCAAUUCAGAAGGGUGGAAAGCAUAUCUAGCAUAUGUAUCCGAAGGAAUGUUGAACUCAAUGGACUUUAAUACAAUCAUAAAGUAUCAAAGAAAGAAUGGAUCUUUAUUUAAUUCACCAGCUACGACAGCAGCUGUUUUCCAGCACUCAAACAAUGCUGACUGUCUUAGUUACCUUCAAUCAGUUUUACAAAAGUUUGGUAAUGCAGUUCCAACAGUUUAUCCUCUAGACAUAUAUGGCCGUCUCUAUAUGAUUGAUAGUCUUGAAAGAUUGGGCAUUGAUCGUCAUUUCGAAAAGGAAAUUCAAAGUGUAUUGGAUGAAACAUACAGAUAUUGGCUACAAGAAGAAGAAGAUAUAUUUUUAGAUCCAACAACCUGUGCAAUGGCGUUUCGAAUAUUGCGUCUCAAUGGUUAUGAUGUAUCUUCAGAUCCAUUUUAUCAAUAUUCAGAAGAUAAAUUUGCCAAUUCCUUGAAAGGGUAUUUGAAGGAUGUUAGUGCUGUUUUAGAGCUAUAUAAGGCUUCGCAAGUCAUUAUACAUCCUGAUGAAUCAGUUUUGUUUAAACAAAGUUCUUGGACAAGACAUUUUUUGGAGCAAGAUUCUUCCACUUACCAAUUGUACGCUGAUAAACUUCGGAUUUAUGUUGAUAACGAGGUCAAUGAAGUUCUUAACUUUCCACAACAUAAAAAUUUGGAGCGUAUGUUGAACAGGAGAUCAGUGGAGCAUUACAAUGCAAACGAAACAAGGAUUUUGAAAACAUCAUACAGAUCUUGCAAUCUUGCAAGCAAAGAAAUUCUGAAGCUGGCAGUAGGAGACUUCAAUCUCUGCCAAUCAAUACACAAUCAAGAGUUGAAACAACUUGAAGGGUGGAUUGUUGAAAAUAGACUAGACAAAUUAAAAUUUGCAAGGCAGAAACAAGCAUAUUGUUACUUCAUCGGUGCAGCUACUCUUUUUUCCCCCGAACUAUCUGAUUCUCGCUUAGCUUUGGCAAAAAGUACGGUGCUUGUAACAGUUGUUGAUGAUUUCUUUGAUGUUGGGAGUUCUGAAGAAGAGCAAUUGAACAUCAUUCAACUAUUCAAGAUUUGGGAUGUAGAUGUUGAUACUGUUUGUUGCUCCGAGGCAGUUAAGAUAAUAUUUUCUGCAAUGCGUAGCACAAUUUGUGAGUUUGGAGAGAAAUCUGUCAAGCGGCAAGGACGCAAUGUGACAGAAAAUCUUAUCAAGAUUUGGUCAAAUAUGAUUCAGUCUAUGUUUAUAGAAGCUGAGUGGUCAAGAAGCAAAACCAUUCCAACAAUAGAUGUUUAUAUGGAAAAUGCAUGUGAAACAUUUGGCUUGGAACCACUUAUUCUAACAGCACUCUAUCUUCUUGGACCAAAGCUUUCAGAUGAUGUUGCUACAAAUAAGGAAUUGAAUUAUAUCUUAAAGACGACGAGUAUAUGCGGGCGUCUUCUGAAUGAUAUUCAAACAUUUAAGAGAGAAUUCGAGCAAGGGAAACUGAAUGCAGUGACUUUGCAUAUGGUUCAUGGUAAUGGAGUUGUUACCGUCGAAGACGCCAUUGAUAAGUUGAAGAGUGUUGUGGAGGAAAACAGAAUGGAACUUCUGAGAUUAGUUUUGCAGGAAAAAGGAAGCUUAGUUCCAAGACCUUGCAAGGAUGUGUUUUGGAAAAUGAUGAAAGCGUCGUACCUAUUUUACGAUGAGAAUGAUAAAUUUACAUUAAAUGAGAUGUACUCUACUGUUAAUGCAGUAAUUAAAGAUCCAAUUUUUCUUAAUGAAUUGUUGGGUGAUUCUAAGAAACACACCCUCUCAAAAGCACUAGUGGUGUGAUACCAUAGUUCAAUAGGUAAAAACUGAGAAAAUCUAGAGCUGCAAUUGUUUUUGGCAAUGAAAUAAAAUAGGAGAGAAGGAUCUUCUUUUGUGUGUUUUGGUUUCAUGAUAGAAAGUGGUCCAUUUGUUUUAGUGAAUGAAUUAAUUUUUAAGAA